This is a messenger RNA of Tachyglossus aculeatus (Australian echidna), 2228 nucleotides long. RefSeq names its product dimethylaniline monooxygenase [N-oxide-forming] 4-like. Lineage: Eukaryota; Metazoa; Chordata; Mammalia; Monotremata; Tachyglossidae. The transcript has 9 exons. The record is from RefSeq and is a predicted model, not a curated record. Gene Ontology annotation, molecular function: N,N-dimethylaniline monooxygenase activity; NADP binding; flavin adenine dinucleotide binding. Bases 193 to 1872 code for a protein of 559 amino acids.
AGACUAUUUUGCAAGGAGUCUUUUUAGUCAGCCCUCUGUCCUCCCCAACGCAGGUUUGGAGCUGGAACAAGUAGUGGCUGGACUUUGGCAACUCCAGCUUGGAGAGAUAAGGGACACCACGGAACCACCGUCCUGUCAAUAGCCCACAGUAAGUCCAUAAGCCCCAUUUAUUCCUCCCCUACCCCGCAGACCAUGGUCAAGAGUGUCGCAGUGGUUGGAGCUGGGGUGAGUGGCCUGUCCUCCCUCAAGUGCUGUCUGGAUGAGGGUCUGGAGCCCACCUGCUUCGAGAGGAGCGAUGACAUUGGGGGGCUCUGGAGGUUCACAGAAACCGCCGGAGAUGGGAAGACCAGGGCCUAUAGGUCUGUGAUGACCAACACUUCAAAGGAGAUGUCCUGUUACAGUGACUUCCCCUUUCAGGAAGAGUAUUCCAACUACAUGAAUCAAGCCAAAUUUUGGGAAUAUCUGCGCACGUACACCGAGCACUUUGACCUGUUGAAAUACAUACGCUUCAGGACCACAGUGUGCAGUGUAAUGAAACACCCUGACUUCGUUACCACCGGCCAAUGGGUGGUGGUCACUGAGUCUGAGGGGAACCGGGAAACAACCGUCUUUGAUGCGGUCAUGAUUUGCACUGGCCUUUUCCUCAAUGCUUUUUUGCCCUUGGAAUCUUUUCCUGGCAUCAAGAAGUUUCAAGGCCAGGUCCUGCACAGCCAGGAAUACAGGACCCCGGAAGACUUCCGUGGGAAACGAAUCCUGGUGAUCGGCACUGGGAACACCGGUGGGGACGUUGCAGUGGAACUUGGCCGAACGGCAGCUCGGGUAUUUCUCAGUACCCGAAGUGGCACCUGGGUCAUCAGCCGGCUUUCUGACGAUGGAUAUCCUUUAGACCUGAUCAACACGACUAGAUUUCGUCACCUAAUUAGAUGGCUCCUGCCUUCAGCCAUUUGGAGUAGGAUGGUGGAGAAGCGGUUGAAUAAAUGGUUUAACCAUGAAAACUAUGGAUUACACGUUUGCAAAGGGUGGAGACAAAAGCCAAUAGUGAAUGAUGAGCUGCCAAGCAGCAUCCUCUGUGGGACUGUCACUGUGAAAGUCAAAGUGAAGGAAUUUACAGAAACCUCUGCUGUCUUCGAAGAUGGGACGGUUGAAGACGUUGACGUUGUCCUCUUCGCUACAGGAUACACUUCCUCUUUUCCGUUCCUUGAAGAACCAACUCGGAGUAUCUGCAGGAAGAAAAUCUUCCUGCACAAAUGUGUCUUCCCCUCAAAUCUGGAGAAGUCAACACUGGCUGUCAUUGGCCACAUUCACCUUUCGGGAUCCAUCUUAACAGCAACAGAACUCCAGGCUCGCUGGGUGACCAGAGUUUUCAAAGGUCUGUGUGAAAUACCACCUUCGAGCACACUGAUGGCCAGUGCCGCCAAGAAGGAGCAGCUAAUCAAACAGGGUGUUCUUCAGGAUUCUAACAUCGAGAAAAUGGACUACAUCACCUACAUGGACGAGCUCGCCAGGAGCCUAGGAGUGAAGCCCAAUAUCCUGCUCUUAUUCUUGAAGGAUCCCAAGCUGGGGCUAAAAGUUUUCUUUGGGCCUUGCAGCCCUUACCAGUACCGCCUGACCGGGCCGGGGAAGUGGGACGGAGCCAGAAAGGCCAUCCUGACCCUAUGGGACCGUGUUCUCAAACCCUUGCAAACUCGAUUGGUGCUGGAGCCCGCAAGGCCUCCCUCGACCUCAAAUUGUCUCAAGGUCUGGGGUCCCCCUGUUUUGCUUGCUGCCACUGCCGGGCUGCUUGUUUGUAAAUUUUCAUCUCUCCUGGGUAUCUCCUGGAUCGGCCUAAAGGAAAAGUCGUCUGCUUUCUUGGUGAGCAUGAUGAGAUGGUGAAUUCGACUGGAAAAUGGAGUUUCCACCCAAGAUGUGUAUAUGGUAUGGAGGGCUUUGAUUGGAUUUCCCUCGGUUCCCAAACUUAAAUUCAUUUCAAUCUGUCCCAUUUCAGUCAUUUUAGCAGAAGAACCUGGGACUGAAAGAUCUACUGGUGGCAAAAAAUUGAAAAAGUCUAACGACAGUUCCUCAACUUCAAAGUACUGGAUUUGAAAGAUUGUCUUCCUCUCUGGUCGGCCUGAGGAUUCACUGUCAUCCGGGCAUGAACCCCAGCAAAACUCAAUCCCAGAAUCUCUCUGCCAGCCCCACCCAGCACAUAAUGCUGUUCUGUCUUCUGAGAUGACCAUGAGGAACCUAGA